AUGCUUCGGGGAUUGCGAGCCGCUGGUGUGAAUUUUUCGAGAUUUCAGAGAUUCAGCGUCGAAGUUUCGCAGAACGAAUAUGAGACAGUCGCCGAGGAGACGCUGCAGAGAUUGUCCGAUUAUUUUGACCAUUUUGGGGAUGUCUAUCCGGUUUCUGAGCAAUAUGAUGUGUCGCAUUCGAUGGGUGUCCUUACUGUCGUCGUCUCGGAAAAAAUUGGUACCUAUGUGAUCAAUAAACAGUCACCAAAUAAGCAAAUCUGGUUGUCGAGCCCAAUAUCGGGUCCGAAACGCUAUGAUUUGAAGGAGAAGCGAUGGGUUUACGCGCACGAUGGAGAAGCGAUGGAUGAGUUGCUGAAUCGCGAGUUUCGACGCAUUCUCAAUGAUGAAAAUAUCGAUUUUCAUAAAAUUUUGGCAUAA
This is a messenger RNA of Caenorhabditis bovis, 417 nucleotides long. The record is from the annotation of a GenBank genome assembly. Lineage: Eukaryota; Metazoa; Nematoda; Chromadorea; Rhabditida; Rhabditidae.